GUCAAGUCAAAGGCCCUCGCUCUCGAGCGGGCCGAACGGCGUGACGGCAUCCUGGCCGAUAAACAAAGCAAAGCUAAUGCCCCAGCGCGCCGCGCAAUCGCCUCGCCGCCGCUCCUGCCCGCGCCCAACGGCAACGAAUCUGCCUCCCGCUGAUCACCUCAUCGGUCAUCAGAGCCCGCCAGGCCGCCAGCAUCAGAUUCCCACCCUACUAAACCCUCCUGUUGCGGUUUCUAUUCUAUCCACUCCAGAUAAUCACCCGCAUUAUUUUUCCCACUACUCGGAGGCCCGACCACCGCCGGAGCCCAUUCAGCUUUCAUCCCCACCACCACCUCCACCGGUGGAUGAUUUGAUGGAGCUGCAGCAGUUUUGCGGGCUGUUGCGGUAACUACUCUACGCCCACCACCAGCAGCAGCAGCAGCUCCUCUGCAAAUUUCACCCUCAGAGAAAAAAAAAAAUCAAGAGUCCCAAGAGUCUCCGCUCUCCUCCAACCUCCUGCCAACGGCACGCUUGCGUGUCACCGCUCACCGGAGGCGGUCGGUCCCACUUCCGCUGUCUUCUUGCUCACUCCGCCUGCGCUUCUCCUCCUCACGGUUCCAUCUCCGGAUCCUUGAGUUUGGAUGGGAUUGGAGACACGGUAGAGCAGCGCGCAGUUUCCCUUUCCCCUCCCAACAAGGUAUUCCUGGGUUCCUGCCUGUGAGCUCUGCGGAAUUGAGAAUUCUGGCAGGACCGGCUCGGAGGAAGGAAUGAUGGUUGUCUAGAAAAAAUCUUUCGGUGGUUAUUAAGAAUCGGGAGCUUUGGAGGAAAAUUCGACUCUUUGGGCUCUAGGUUGGUCUGCGCGAGGCCGAGGAGGUUGCCAAUGGAGCCGCCGACUGGGUUCUGGGCCUCGCUUUUGAGCUUCCUCAAGUUCUUGCCCUACUUCUCCGGCCUCCUCAUCCUUGGGUUCAUCAAAGGUGUUUUGUUGUGCCCUUGGGCAUGUCUGAUUAUGGCAAUUGGAAUAUCUGCACUAGUCCUGGGCUUAUGGCCUAUGCAUCUGAUUUGGACAUACUACUGCAUUAUCAGAACCAAGCUGGUGGGACCUGUAGUAAAGCUUCUGCUUCUUAUUGCUGCUACUGCAGUCUUGAUCAUAUGGUUGAUAAUUGGCAUCCCGGGAAGUGUAUUUGCUGGAUUAGUAUAUGGUUUUCUAGCACCCAUAAUGGCUACGUUUGAUGCAGUUGGAGAAGGCAAAGAAAAGCCAUUUGUUCAUUGUUUUGUGGAUGGAACAUGGAGUACUAUCACUGGAAGCUGUACAGUAGUCAGGGACGUGAAAGAUUUGCUUUUCCACUCCUACUUUUCAAUUAUGGAUGACCUUCGUCUUCAGAAACCUCCUGACGGGAAGCCAUAUGAGAUAAGAUUGCUUGAUAUUCCUGGUGCCUUGAUAGCGGCCGCAUUUGGGCUUCUACUUGAUGGAAUAAUGUUCACAUUAAUUGCCUUCUAUAAGUGCCCUGUGAUGCUUUUCAAAGGAUGGAAACGACUGAUCCAGGAUAUGAUUGGGAGAGAAGGGCCUUUCCUGGAGACGGCUUGUGUGCCAUUUGCUGGUCUUGCUAUUCUUCUUUGGCCAUUUGCUGUAGUAGGAGCCGUUCUGGCAUCCAUACUCUCCAGUGUCCCUUUAGGUGCUUAUGGUGCAGUUGUAGCUUAUCAGGAAUCCUCCUUUGUCAUGGGACUUGCCUAUGUGUUCUCAUCAGUGUCUAUAUUUGAUGAAUACACGAACGAUGUUCUCGACAUGGCACCUGGUUCUUGUUUUCCAAGAUUUAAAUAUCGAAAGGGCAAAGGUGAGUCUUCGCACGGACAUAGUGCUCCGUUAUCCAGACCAGCCUCAUUCGACAGGGAGAAGCAAGAAGGGAAAAAACCUCCAUCUCGUGUUACGUCAUUUAAGAACAGCAUUGAUGAGUUCAAUCCAUUCAAGUUGCUGGACCACCUAUUUGCCGAGUGCAGGAACCAGGGGGAGGCUUUGGUCAACAAAGGGGUGAUAACAAUGAAAGACAUUGAAGAAACUAAGUCUGGAAAAGUUGGCAGCGGUGUUCUUAAUGUUGGUCUACCAGCAUAUGUUAUCCUUAAUGCACUCCUUCGGUCUGCAAAAGCUGAUUCAGUCGGGCUAAUCUUAAGUGACGGCUCUGAGAUUACAUCUGACAAUAGACCUAAAAGUACCAUCUUUGAUUGGUUCUUUGACCCACUUAUGGUUAUAAAGGAACAAAUCAAAGCUGAGAAUCUCAGCGAAGAAGAGGAAGAAUAUCUGAAAAUGCGAGUACUGUUGGCUGGGGAUCCCAGUCGCCUGAAAGGUUCUCUGCCUCAUGUUCCAUCCUUGACCGAGCGAAAAAAGGCAGAUAUAGAUGCAUUCGCUCGCAGAUUGCAAGGAAUCACAAAGUCGAUAUCUAGAUAUCCUACAGCGAAGCGCCGCUUCGACAUCCUUGUGAAGGCGCUCCUGUCAGAGCUUGAGAGGACGAUGGGUGGCAGCAGCCAAUCUGCCAAUGGAUCCCAGUCUCAGGCGCAGAGGCUGCGGAACUCGGUAGCCCGGAUGCUCAGCCAAAAAUCCAUGGGCAAGACGGCCAACAUCAGGGAUGAAGACCCAGAAGCGCAGAUGACAAGAUUGUCUCGCACCCCGUGAUAGUUUGUAGUUUGACGAUGCGGUAUGCUGUGGCUGGAACGUAGCUUUCACAUGCCGUUCCAGCUUUGUACAAAUGAGUAGAUGCUGCGGCCUGAACUUAUUCUAACCAUUGUCUUCAACUCAUGUAUAUGAUUUGUAUAUUUUAGGUACUAUAUAUGUAUCGUGUAUGCAAAUGUUUGCAAGAGUAAAUAUAUAUCACAUGCAGUCGUUUUUGCAGCUGA
Sorghum bicolor (sorghum) is the source of this 2862-nucleotide messenger RNA. RefSeq lists its product as uncharacterized. The record is from RefSeq and is a predicted model, not a curated record. The coding region runs from base 857 to 2641 and encodes 594 amino acids. Lineage: Eukaryota; Viridiplantae; Streptophyta; Magnoliopsida; Poales; Poaceae. The transcript is spliced from 10 exons.